CUUUUGGUAAAAUCUAAAGAAGAGGAAGAAAAGCAGUUGAGCGGAAGUGUUUCGGAGCGGUACUUCUGAUCCAGGUUCGGUUCGGACGGAAAGAUGAACGCUCCUCCAGCUUUCGAGUCAUUUCUGCUGUUUGAGGGAGAGAAGAAGAUCAGCAUCAGCAAAGACACGAAGGUUCCCAACGCCUGUUUGUUCACCCUGAACAAGGAGGACCACACGCUGGGCAACAUCAUCCGAGCUCAGCUGCUGAAGGACCCCCAGGUUCUCUUCGCCGGUUAUAAAGUUCCUCACCCCUUGGAGCAUAAGAUUGUCAUCCGGGUCCAGACCACACCUGACUACAGUCCCCAGGAAGCAUUCACCAAUGCCAUCACAGACUUGAUCAGUGAGCUGUCGCUGCUGGAGGAACGCUUCCGGGUCGCCAUUAAAGACAAACAGGAAGGAAUUGAGUGACCCCGCCCACUCUGAUGACCUCACUGCAGCCCCCUGUCCCCCCCAGGUGUUUUUUCUAAUAAAGAUCUGACGUCAUGUCCUUA
Molecule: messenger RNA, 530 nt
Organism: Xiphophorus couchianus (Monterrey platyfish)
Lineage: Eukaryota; Metazoa; Chordata; Actinopteri; Cyprinodontiformes; Poeciliidae
Gene: polr2j
Product: RNA polymerase II subunit J
Exons: 3
Coding region: 94-447 (117 amino acids)
Biological process (GO): transcription by RNA polymerase II
Cellular component (GO): RNA polymerase II, core complex
Molecular function (GO): protein dimerization activity; DNA binding
Source: RefSeq, a predicted model, not a curated record